This is a messenger RNA of Phragmites australis (common reed), 1037 nucleotides long. Its product is annotated as gamma carbonic anhydrase-like 2, mitochondrial. Lineage: Eukaryota; Viridiplantae; Streptophyta; Magnoliopsida; Poales; Poaceae. Bases 67 to 846 code for a protein of 259 amino acids. The transcript has 2 exons. The record is from RefSeq and is a predicted model, not a curated record.
AAGAGUCCGGUCCAGUAGCUCGUCGUAAACGUCUCCACUAACCCAUCCUGCCCGACGACGACCACCAUGGCGGCUGCCUCCCUCUCCCGCCGCGCCACCGCGGCCGCGGUGGCGCCCUCCCUCCGCCGCCUCCUCUCCGCAACCUCCACGGCCUCCAUCUCCCCCGCCGUGCCAUCCACCCCGCCGCCUCGCAGCGCGGCCACCGCGGCCUCGGUGGGGGCGGAUCGGGUGCGGUGGGACUACCGCGGCCAGCGGCAGCUGGUGCCACUGGGCCAGUGGAUGCCCAAGGUGGCGGUGGAUGCGUACGUGGCCCCCGAGGCCGUGCUUGCCGGGCAGGUCACCGUCCACGACGGCGCCUCCGUCUGGAGCGGCUCCGUGCUGCGGGGUGACCUCAACAAGAUCACGCUCGGCUUCUGCACCAACGUCCAGGAGCGAUGCGUCCUCCACGCCGCCUGGUCGACACCCAUAGGACUUCCAGCUGAGACUCUUGUUGACCGAUAUGUGACAGUGGGCGCCUACUGUCUGUUGCGCUCAUGCACCAUUGAGCCUGAGUGCAUCAUUGGUCAGCACUCCAUCCUCAUGGAAGGAUCAUUGGUCGAAACCAACUCAAUCCUUGAAGCUGGCUCCGUUCUGCCUCCUGGAAGAAGGAUUCCGACUGGUGAACUCUGGACUGGGAACCCAGCCAGGUUUGUUCGGAAGCUGACCAAUGAAGAGAUCAUGGAGAUUCCAAAGCUCGCAGUUGCAAUCAAUGAUCUGAUGCAAAGCCAUUUCUCAGAGUUCCUCCCUUACUCUACUGCUUAUUUGGAGGUAGAGAAGCUGAAGAAGUCGUUUUCAAUUCCUCUGUAAGAUCAUGUUUUCCCUCGUCCAGCUAAAUGAAUGAGGAAAUAAAGGUGCCCAAAUACUAGAUGUUUUGUCUGGGUUGAUCUCAACGUUGUGAAAUUUUUGUUCAUUGUUGUUGUGAGCUUGGGGACACACUUGCAGGAAUCAUGUCUUUGUUUCUGUUCACCCAAUGCAAUGCACUGUGCUCGGUAGUGCCA